Messenger RNA from Ogataea parapolymorpha DL-1, 990 nucleotides. RefSeq names its product Peroxisomal membrane protein PEX13. The transcript has a single exon. The record is from RefSeq and is a predicted model, not a curated record. Gene Ontology annotation, cellular component: peroxisome; peroxisomal membrane; peroxisomal importomer complex. NCBI's taxonomy places the organism in Eukaryota, Fungi, Ascomycota, Pichiomycetes, Pichiales, Pichiaceae. Gene Ontology annotation, molecular function: protein binding. Bases 1 to 990 code for a protein of 329 amino acids. Gene Ontology annotation, biological process: protein import into peroxisome matrix, docking.
AUGUCCGGAUCCGGCAUACCUUCACGCACGUCUCCGUACUACGGUGGCUAUGGUACCUCAAGCUAUAGCAAUCCCAUGUAUGGAAACAUGUACAACUCCUACGGGUCAUAUGGAUCGUCAAUGUACGGGUCCUUAUAUGGUGGUGGGAUGUAUGGUAAUCGCUACGGAGGUAUGAGCGGCAUGAACAGCAUGAAUGGCAUGAACGGGACGAUGAUGAACCAGGGGAUUGUGGGCUCAUUUACGCAGGGAACGGAAGCAACGUUUCAGUUGAUAGAGAGCUUGAUUGGUGCCGUUGGGGGUUUUGCGCAGAUGCUGGAGAGCACAUAUUACGCGACACACAGCUCGUUUUUCACGAUGAUAUCCAUGGCUGAACAGUUCCAACAUUUGAAAAAUGCGAUGGGCUCCCUUUUGGGGAUAUACGCAUUGUUGAACUGGGCCAAAAAGGCCCUGAGAAAAAUCAGAGGAACCAAAUUAAAAAUCAGCGUUGAUGAAUUCAAGAAGCAAAUCGAGUCAAAUAAGAAAGACAAAGAAGGCAAGAAGGAGAGGAUGUCUUUGAAACCUCUUGUUUUCUUUUUGGCGGCCGUGUUCGGACUCCCAUAUGUACUGAAGAAACUGGUUACGCACAUGGCUGAACACCAAAGGGCUCUUUUGAACGGACAGCCGGACCAGGGUGCGAUUACUGGUCUUGCAGUGAACAGAAACCCAGAACCUAGCAUCGAUCCUAAAAAGCUGGAGUUUGCGCGGGCGCUGUACGACUUCAACCCUGAGAACGAGGAAAUGGAGCUCAGGUUGAAACGAGGAGACUUGGUGGCCAUACUGAAUAAGACUGAUAGUUGGUGGAAGUGCCGUACACGGGACGGACGCAUGGGAUUUGUGCCGUACAACUACUUGGAGAUAGUCAAGAGGACAGCCAACGCGGUCAAGUCGAUCGAGACGACGGCGAAGGCCGACGUGGAAGAGUUCAAGAAAGAUCAAAAGCUUCUGAUCUGA